Messenger RNA from Melitaea cinxia (Glanville fritillary), 1584 nucleotides. Its product is annotated as allantoinase-like. The coding region runs from base 46 to 1530 and encodes 494 amino acids. NCBI's taxonomy places the organism in Eukaryota, Metazoa, Arthropoda, Insecta, Lepidoptera, Nymphalidae. The record is from RefSeq and is a predicted model, not a curated record. The transcript is spliced from 11 exons. Gene Ontology annotation, cellular component: cytoplasm. Gene Ontology annotation, molecular function: allantoinase activity; zinc ion binding; cobalt ion binding. Gene Ontology annotation, biological process: purine nucleobase catabolic process; allantoin catabolic process.
CUUCAGUGAGAUAAAGAGCGCGGUUAGAAAUCAACGUCGAUAAAUAUGUCGGCGUUAUAUUUUUUCCUUUUAGUUACACUUUUAGUGACAGAUAUUUCAUGUAGGGGUUUAAACCGAGAAAAAAAGAAGGACAGACAAUUAUUUCUCAGUCGUCAUGUAGUAGCAGACGGUAAAGAAUUCGAUGGUGGUGUAUUAGUGGACGAGGACGGAAUUAUCUCUGGAGUUUAUACGCGAGAUACUCUGAAAGAUCUUUCCCUAGAAAACGAUGCCACACUUCAGGUAAUAGACGGAGGAAGAUGGGCGUUAAUGGCAGGAGCAGUGGAUUCACAUGUCCACGUCAAUGAGCCUGGUCGUACAGAAUGGGAAGGGUUUGCUACGGCUACCAAAGCCGCUGCUGUAGGCGGGAUCACCACUCUUGUCGAUAUGCCUUUGAACUCCAUCCCACCGACCACGACAGUUGAAAAUUUGAAAGUAAAAGCUUCGACGGCGAAAGAGGAGAUUUUCAUAGACGUUGCAUUUUGGGGAGGAAUAAUUCCUGGUAACGAGAAUCAACUACUAAAUAUGAUCAAAGCGGGAGUGAUCGGUUUCAAAGGGUACCUAAUUGACAGUGGAAUUGAGGAGUUCCCUAAUGUUGAAGAAACUGAACUUGACGCUAUUCUGACAACGUUGAAUGGAUCUGACAUUGUUUUAGCCUUCCAUACCGAGGCACCCUAUGGCGAUGGUAAAAAUUGUGAUAAUUGUGAUCCCAUUUUGUACAGUACGUACCUUGCAUCUCAUCCUCCAGAAAUGGAACUCAAGGCAGCGUCUAUACUUGCUAAAUAUAUUCCGAAAUACGAUGUUCGUGUCCACGUUGUACACGUGUCGGCGGCAGGUGUUAUACCCAUAUUGGAACGGAUUCGAGAGGAAAGAAUAAAGGCUGGCUCCACACGUUGGCGUGGUGGUGUCACAGCGGAGACCUGCCAUCACUACCUAACAUUUAGCUCUGAGCAAAUCCCUCCUGGACACACAGAGUUCAAAUGCUCACCGCCUAUCAGGAAUCUCACCAACAAGGAAAAGCUAUGGGAUUACAUAAGAGACCAAAGACUUGAUUUAAUAGCAUCAGACCACUCUCCUUCAGUCGCUAGCUUAAAGGGACCCAAUUUCAUGACCGCUUGGGGAGGAAUUUCCUCUGUUCAGUUUGGCUUAUCUCUGUUCUGGACGGAAGCUAAAGCCCGUGGAUACAGCCUUAGCACAGUUAGCCACUACUUGUCUUCUGGUCCAGCACAUCUCAUUGGCAUGCAGAACAAAAAAGGAGCGAUAAGACCGGGUCUUGAUGCUGACCUCGUGUUCUUUGACCCUAACGCUUCGUUUGUCGUCACGCCAGAUAUAAUUGCUUACAAAAACAAGCUGAGUCCAUAUAUGUAUCGAGUGCUAAAUGGUAAGGUAAUGCAAACUUAUCUGAGAGGUCAACUUAUUUACUCGAACGGAGAAGUGUCUGAAAAACCGCAAGGACAGCUGCUUAUAAAUGAAGAUGUAGUGUUUAAGUUAUAAACACAAAUUAUAUUAUGUUACGAAAUAGAUCUAAUAAAUUUCAAUUCCCACUUU